AUGUAUUCGUCAUACUCAGUUGCAGCCGCAGUGUGCAGCUGCGUGUUCCCGGCUCUGAGCAUUGUGGCUGUGGGCUUCAGACUGAGGGCGCGCCUGAUGCAAAAGCUCAAACUGGGACUGGAUGACUGGCUUGUUCUUGUUGCGCUGGCACUCGCCUUCUCGUACUGCUGCCUUGUUCUCUAUGGAUCAUUCAACGCGGGCAUUGGGCAGGACCUGAGUACUAUUACGCCAGGCGACUAUGCCAAUUACCAGAAGCACUUGUACUUUGGCGUGAUCAUUGCGCAUUUGUCCUAUGGAUUCGUCAAGCUCGCCGUAUUACAGUUCUACAAGCGCAUAUUCGCAGUUCAUCGCUUCGUUCUAUCCGCAAACAUCAUCAUUGUCUUCGUGCUCAUAUUCAUGGUGGUCGCAACUUUCACCCAGAUAUUCUCUGCUUGGCCCAUCUCCAACUGGUGGACAUUGGGCAAGACUUAUACCAUCAACUACGGGGCGUUCCUGACCUCAUUUGCUGCUAUCGAUCUCGCGCUCGACAUCAUCAUACUGUGUCUCCCAUUCCCGGUCAUUCGCAAUCUGCAGGUCGAUCGGAACAGGAAGUUCCUGCUGCUGGGUAUCUUCUCGAUGGGCUUCUUCUGCAUCGUGGCCACAUCUGUUCGCCUUUAUUUCGGAUAUAAGCUGAGCGAAGCUGGUUCUGGGCGGCCUGUGUCCGACGAAGAAUUCUCCUACGUCUCUGUGAACAACGUCAUCUGGGCUGAAAUCGAAAGCUGCUGCUCCGUCAUUGCCGCUUGCCUACCCACCUACGGUCCACUUAUACGCUCCCUUUCCUUCCCCGAGUUCCUGGCUAGCACGUGGAGGUCGCUGCUCAACUCGGUGAGGCGCACGAGCAAUGUUCAGUCUAGUAGACACGAUCAGAAGGACUCGUGGUACCCGCUCUCUGAGAACCAUGGCAACUCCACCACUGUCGAGAACAAUAGUCAGGUUGGCCUGACUGAAUACGACGGCAUCCGCCUUCAGCGGAGUUUUGCUACGGAAGUUGGUGGACCCGCUGUUGUCUAG
Messenger RNA from Anthostomella pinea, 1050 nucleotides. The record is from the annotation of a GenBank genome assembly. NCBI's taxonomy places the organism in Eukaryota, Fungi, Ascomycota, Sordariomycetes, Xylariales, Xylariaceae.